AGGCAGGGCUCGGGCCCCGCUCUCCACUGCGCUGCCCAGAGGCCCCUGCCUGACUCCCCUGCAGCCUCCAGGUCCCCGCGGUGCCGAAGCUGAACAUGGACGUCACCAUCCAGCACCCCUGGUUCAAGCGCCCGCUGGGCCCCUUCUACCCCAGCCGGCUGUUCGACCAGUUCUUCGGCGAGGGCCUCUUUGAGUACGACCUGCUGCCCUUCCUGUCGUCCACCAUCAGCCCCUACUACCGCCAGUCCCUCUUCCGCACCGUGCUGGACUCCGGCGUCUCCGAGGUCCGAUCCGACCGGGACAAGUUCGUCAUCUUCCUCGACGUGAAGCACUUCUCCCCGGAGGACCUGACCGUGAAGGUGCAGGAGGACUUCGUGGAGAUCCACGGCAAACACAACGAGCGGCAGGACGACCACGGCUACAUUUCCCGCGAGUUCCACCGCCGCUACCGCCUGCCCUCCAACGUGGACCAGUCGGCGUUGUCCUGCUCCCUGUCCGCGGACGGCAUGCUGACGUUCUCCGGCCCCAAGAUCCCGUCUGGCCUGGACGCCGGCCACAGCGAGCGAGCCAUCCCCGUGUCGCGGGAGGAGAAGCCCAGCUCCGCGCCCUCGUCCUAAGCAGGCCCCGGCCCGGCCGCCCCCCGCAGCCCCAGCUCACCCCCGGGGGCGCAGCGCGGCGCGGCGUUUGUCUCCCUCCGCUUCCCUUCGCGUUUCCUUCCCGCCUCCUCCGUUGGACGAGGGUUUGAGAGAGUGGCCGGGAGAGCUCAGGUCCUCGGGGUGUCCCGACCCCAACACCGGCCAGGGAGUGGCCGCCUCACACUUCCUCAGCGAGCAGCCUGGGCCUCCCGGGGUGCAGCAGCCUCGGCUUUGCUGAGAGGCC
Messenger RNA from Propithecus coquereli (Coquerel's sifaka), 879 nucleotides. It is a transcript of the gene CRYAA, whose product is annotated as crystallin, alpha A. Lineage: Eukaryota; Metazoa; Chordata; Mammalia; Primates; Indriidae. Gene Ontology annotation, biological process: protein refolding; response to heat; lens development in camera-type eye. Bases 96 to 617 code for a protein of 173 amino acids. The transcript is spliced from 3 exons. The record is from RefSeq and is a predicted model, not a curated record. Gene Ontology annotation, molecular function: protein folding chaperone; structural constituent of eye lens.